ACUGCUUUCUGCUCUCCCAGCUAGGCACCUGCGGACAAUGCGGGUCCCAGGAUGGCAGCAGGUUUCGCAGCACUGACAGUGGGGGUGGUGGUGUCCCUCUGCCUGCAGAUAUAUGGUGAGAGUCUGUCCCAACCAGGCAAAGUGCGAUUUGUUGCUGACAUCAUAAACCACGUACUACACUGGACGCCCGGAGUGAACCACUCCAGCGACACGUUGUAUGAAGUGGAAUAUAAGCUAUAUGGUAAGUCCGGGCCCUGGAUGGCUGUCCCAGACUGCACUGGGAUCUCUGGGCACUCCUGCGAUCUGACCUACCAGACAAUGGACCCUUCUCAACGCUACUAUGCAAGAGUUAGGGCAGUAUCUGGAAACCACACCUCUGGCUGGAGCAGGACGAACGCUUUUUCCCUAAAAGAAGCUACUCUGCAUCUAUCAGAUGUGAGUCUGUCUGUGACAGGUAACACCAUCCACGUGAGCCUGCAGCAGCUGAUCCUGAGAGUGGGGAACAAGACUGUCUCAUACAAAGACAUACAAAAGUAUGGUAGACAAUACAGAACGUAUGUCAGGAGGGCGUCAGACAAUCUCCAGCAGGUGCAGGUGGAGACCAGAGAAGAGUUUGACAUCCCCAUGCUCCUGUGGGGCGAGCAGUACUGCGUCCGUGUAGAGCCACGUGUCCUCUCCAGGCCAGUCCCCUCCAUCGGGACCGAGGAGAAGUGUGUCACGAUCCCCGAGAAGGACGAGAGCACGGGGAUUAUAUCAGUCAGCGUUGGCAUCGUUCUCCUGGUUUUCUCAGCCACUCUUCUCCUGGGCACUCUUCUACUCUGUGCAUAUGUAAAGCAACCCAUGAGGACACCAGCCAUACUGAAAUCUCUCCUAAAACCCUCCGGGUCAGAGCACGAGCAUGAGCACUUCCCCUUCGGGGCCAGGGAUGUGGUUGUGUGCUUGGAUGAGGAGUCAAUCCAGCAACUCUCCGUGUGCCAAAGGGACACUGUGCAGCACCACAGCACAGACAGCGGCUCCAGCCCGGCACAACAGCCACCAGACAAGGGUUGCACGUUCCUGACCUCCCCGGAUGACCACGAACACCUGCUGGAGCUGGAAGGCCUAGCAGGGGGGGACAGCAGCUGCACCAGCACUGACAGCGGCAUUUGCCUACAAGACUCUUCCUCUGGCCUGAGCCAGUUCUCGGGCUCAGAGAGCCAGGACUACCAAAGACAGCUGCCAGGGAGUGACGACAGUGGCAUAAGCCUGGCGAGACAUUCCCUGUGCCUGACGCUCUCCUCCAGCGGCAGGGACUACACAUCUGUGGAUGAGGGGCAGGACCAACGUGAAAGAGAGCGUGACUGUUCCCCUCUGGCCAGGAGACUCAGCCAGGAGGCUGUGGAGUUUCGUGGGUACCUGAAGCAGCCGAAGGGUACAGUAGAGAGGCAGCAGGACAGAGCUGAGGGACAGCUGCCCACACAAAGCCCUGGUGGGACAGACAACACGCUGGAGAUGGGCUGCUCUGAGCCUGCCCUAGCCAAAGGCUAUUUGAAGCAGGCAUCCCCAGGGCUCGCCUACGACAAUGCAGACACGGUGCUCGCUAGGGAAUCAGGCUCCCAGGGUUUUACAAGCAGGCUGGAGUGCAACAGCUCAAGUCUGCUGAACUACGGGGCACUGGGCAUUUCUGUGCCCUCGAAAUCCCUCCCCGAGUUCCCCAAGGCGCCCUUUGCAUUGGGCAUCUUCAACACAGACCUGCUGGGCUCCCUGCCUCUCAUCUCCAGCUUACAUUCAAAUGAGCGACUCUGCCUGGAAAUCGACUGUCUCAGCCUGCUGGGGUCUGAAUGCAAGGACAGUCGCCUAUAG
Emys orbicularis (European pond turtle) is the source of this 1842-nucleotide messenger RNA. RefSeq names its product interleukin 10 receptor subunit alpha (gene IL10RA). Gene Ontology annotation, molecular function: protein binding; cytokine receptor activity. The record is from RefSeq and is a predicted model, not a curated record. NCBI's taxonomy places the organism in Eukaryota, Metazoa, Chordata, Testudines, Emydidae. Gene Ontology annotation, biological process: cytokine-mediated signaling pathway. Bases 52 to 1842 code for a protein of 596 amino acids. The transcript is spliced from 7 exons. Gene Ontology annotation, cellular component: plasma membrane.